Messenger RNA from Rosa chinensis, 1827 nucleotides. RefSeq lists its product as uncharacterized. NCBI's taxonomy places the organism in Eukaryota, Viridiplantae, Streptophyta, Magnoliopsida, Rosales, Rosaceae. The transcript has 3 exons. The record is from RefSeq and is a predicted model, not a curated record. Gene Ontology annotation, molecular function: RNA-DNA hybrid ribonuclease activity; nucleic acid binding. The coding region runs from base 1 to 1827 and encodes 608 amino acids.
AUGACCCGGUUUGGCUUUGCUAGAGGUUGGAUUUCUAUGGUGAUGCAAUGCGUGAGUACAGUGCAGUACUCCUUUUUUAUCAGAGGGCGGCCACGAGGAUAUGUUUCCCCUAGCAGGGGAUUAAGACAAGGUGAUCCAUUGUCACCUUAUCUUUUUCUUCUGGGAGCAGAAGGAUUUUUAGCUUUACUCCAGAAGAGUCUAGUUGCAGGUACUCUGCCAGGCAUUGCAGUUUGUCCUAAUGCACCCCCGAUAAAUCACUUGUUGUUUGCGGAUGAUAGUAUGCUCUAUGCUCGGGCUUCGUUGGAAGCAUGUAGUGUCAUUCAGGAAGUGUUGGAGACUUAUAGGAGAGCUUAUGGUCAGGUGGUUAAUUUUGCCAAGAGUUCGGUGGUGUUUAGCAAAAAUGUACCGGUUGAUAUACAGGAUGAUAUUUCUGGUGUAUUGCGUGUGGAGGUGGUGGAGUCUCAUGCCAAAUAUCUAGGUCUUCCCACUUAUGUAGGGUGUAAGAAAACAGCUACUUUUCAGUAUAUCAAGGAGAGAUUGUCAAAAAAGCUUACUUCAUGGCACGGUAAAUUAUUGAGUGGUGCAGGAAAAGAUAUUUUGAUUAGGGUGGUGGCUCAGGCGUUACCUAAUUAUGCAAUGAGUGUCUUUCAACUUACUAAGAGUUUUUGUGAUGAUCUGGAACAACAGUGUGCACGAUUUUGGUGGGGAAGCACGUUAGAUAAACGGAAAAUCCACUGGAAGAAUUGGAAUGCUUUGUGUAAUCCGAAGGAAGAUGGUGGGUUAGGCUUUCGAAGCCUAUCCAAUUUCAACUCUGCUAUGCUAGCCAAACAAGCUUGGAGGAUUGUGAAUCACCCUUCAUCGCUUGUUGCUCGGAUUUAUAAAGCGAGAUAUUUUCCGGAUACUUCUUUCUGGGAGGUAACUUCUCAUGCUUCUCCCUCGUACUCGUGGAGAAGCAUUUUCUCAACUCGAGAUAUGCUGAAAGAUAGUUGCUACUGGCAGGUGGGCAAUGGAGAGAAUAUUGAUAUCUACUCAGAUCUUUGGGUAGUGGCUUUACCGCUUGGGAGGCCCAUACCUUCAGGAUUGGCUACAGUUGAGGUUAGUAAAGUUCACGAGUUGUUAAGUGGUACUGGUGGAUGGAACAUUCCUUUGUUACAAGAAAUUUUCACAGGGGAGGAAGCCACGGCAGUUGCUACAAUUCCAUUGAGUAGGAGAGCAGUCAUUGAUAGGCUUUGUUGGAAGCUUUCGAAGGAUGGAAAGUUCUCGGAAAGAAAUGAUCGGGUUUGGAAUCAAAAGAGGUGUGAGGCCAGGGAUGUGAGUUUGGGGAUUGUCUCUAGGCUGCAAGAAUUUACGGUUCACAAUUUGAAACCCUACCAACCUAAGGUUAAACGUGGAGCAGUGUGGAAAGCUCCUCCUGUGGGGGUGGUGAAGGUCAAUGUUGAUGGGGCAUUCCAUCACACUUCCAGGAAGGGUGGCUUGGGUUUUGUUUUCAGAAAUGAGAAUGGAAUAAUGCUGGGUGGUGGCUCCUGGCCCUUGAGCGGGUUGAAUUCCCCAAAACAUGUUGAAAUUUUGGCAUGCAAGGUUGCUUUAGAGUUUGCGGAGGUGCAUGGUUUUGGACCUGUUAUUUUAGAGACUGAUGCUUUAGAGGUUCAGUGUCAACUUUCUUUGCAUGACUCUGUCAAUUUAUCAGGGCUAGGUAGAAUAUAUGAUGACGUUGUGGCUCUCUUGGAGGCUCACAGUGUUAUCCAGGUGACUCAUGUGGGUAGGAAAGAAUUUUACAAGCUGCAAUUGCAGUUGACCUUUGUACUGUGUAAUCUUUUCUUCCUUUAA